AUGGGCUGUGCUUCUGAGGGGUUGAAGAGACUGAAAAGGGGCCUGACUUUCCACAGGUUUGUGUUUAUGGAGCAAAACAUGGGAGGACUGAACGCAGUGGAAAGAGAAUUUGCGUUUGAGAGCGAUGAAGGUUUUGUAGAGUUUGGAAAUAAUAACAACUACAUGAACAUGGCUGAGGCAAAUAACGCAUUUCUUGCUGCAAAUGAGCAGACGUUCCAUACGCCGAGCCUCGGGGACGAGGAGUUCGAAAUCCCACCCAUUACUCCCCCGCCCGAGUCUGAACCUGCGCUGGGGAUGGCAGAUAUCCUACUGCCCUUUCAGGGCCUUGGUGACCAACUACCUGCUCAAGGAAAUGAGUUCACACCUCAGUUUCCCCCCCAGAGCUUGGAUCUUCCCUCUAUUACGAUAUCCCGAAAUCUUGUGGAGCAAGAUGGUAUCAUCCACAGCAAUGGAUUGCAUAUGGAUCAGAGUCACCCACAGGUUUCCCAAUAUCGCCAAGAUCACUCUCUGAUUAUGAGAUCUAUUGUCCACAUGACUGAUGCUGCUCAUUCGGGAAUUAUGCCUCCCUCUCAGCUAACCACCAUUAACCAGUCUCAGCUAAGUGCGCAGCUGGGGCUAAAUUUAGGAGGCACCAAUUUGCCACACACUUCUCCCUCCCCUCCUGCAAGUAAAUCAGCCACUCCUUCCCCAUCCAGCUCUAUAAAUGAAGAAGAUGGAGAUGAAUCCAAUCGAGCCACUGGAGAAAAAAGGGCUGCCCCGGAUUCUGGCAAGAAGCCCAAGACUCCAAAGAAGAAGAAAAAGAAAGAUCCCAACGAGCCACAGAAGCCAGUGUCAGCAUAUGCCCUUUUCUUCAGGGAUACGCAAGCUGCAAUUAAAGGGCAGAACCCAAAUGCUACAUUUGGAGAGGUUUCAAAAAUAGUGGCAUCUAUGUGGGACAGUUUAGGAGAAGAACAAAAACAGGUAUAUAAAAGAAAAACUGAAGCUGCCAAAAAAGAAUAUCUCAAGGCGCUUGCUGCCUAUAGAGCAAGCCUUGUUUCUAAGGCUGCUGCAGAAUCUGCUGAGGCCCAGACAAUUCGCUCUGUUCAGCAAACGCUGGCAUCCACAAAUUUGUCUUCCUCCCUUAUUCUGAAUACUUCUCUUUCUCAACAUGGGACAGUAUCAGCAUCUCCUCAAACGCUUCAGCCGUCCCUUCCCAGAGCAAUUGCUCCAAAACCUUUAUCCAUGAGACUGCCGAUGAAUCAGAUUGUAGCUUCUGUUACCGUUGCACCAAACAUGCCAACAAACAUUGCAGCUCCAUUGAUAAGCUCCAUGGGAACAAACAUGGUGGCCGCGCCAUCUCCAUCUCAAGUCAGCCCCUCCAUGCAAAGCCAGCAGCACCAGAUGCAGCAGCUCCAGCAGCAGCAGAUGCAGCAGAUGCAACAGCAACAGCUACAUCAGCAUCAAAUGCAUCAGCAAAUACAGCAGCAAAUGCAACAGCAGCAUUUUCAGCACCACAUGCAACAACAUUUGCAGCAGCAGCAGCAUCUCCAGCAGCAAAUCAAUCAGCAGCAAAUGCAGCAGCAGCUGCAACACAUACAGCUUCAGCAAAUGCAGCACAUGCAGCACCAGUCACAGCCUUCUCCUCAGCAGCACUCUCCGGUAGCCUCUCAGAUCACUUCUCCCAUCCCUGCCAUGGGGAGCCCUCAGCCAGCACCUCAGCAGCACCAGUCACAAAUACAGUCUCAGACACAGACUCAAGUACUGUCACAGGUCAGUAUUUUCUGAAGAUAAAUGAUCUUGCACCAUGGCUUUGUGUUGAUGGAGGGGGUAGGAGUAAACCAUAUUUGGCUGAAAACUGUAAAUUGUUGAUGGUAGUUAUGCAGGGAUGCAUAACAGAUCAAAUGAUCCUCUAAAGUGUCUAUUAGAUAGGCAAUAAAGAACUACAAUGUAGCUGUGUAUCAUCUUUUAGCUGACUAUAAAUCAUUUUGUUUUUUUUAAAAAAAAGAAAAAAAAAAGCUGUGCUCUUUUUCAUGUGAUGCCUUUUUAAUUUAUUUAAGCUUUACCUACAAUAUGUGAAUCAAAUGGCCUAAUAAAUACUUGGACCUUAUGACUACAAAAUGGCCUUUCGGAGUUAUAUGAUAUAACCCUUCAUAAUGCACUUCAAGGCAGUAUGAACUCAUGAAGCUCUUAAAGCACAGUUGUAACUACCUGUAAAAUGAUGAUUGGAUUUCAUACAAUCAUACUUGUAUGACAUGAAUUAGUUGAUGGCAUUUUUUGUCAUGAAAAAAUAGAGUAAAUCACAGAUUUUUGCCAAAGCUCUUAAUUUUUUUCUCUCCUAAAUGUCUUCAGAAAAACAAAUGCAAGUAACUGAACUGAAACGUUUGAACCAACCUUUCACUUCAUGUCUCCAAAUAGACCUACCAUAGUUUGUAAGAAAAUAUAUAUUGACAUUUACGCUCUUACGUUAAUUCCAAUUACAGAACAAAUGUGAAUAUUAUAUUCUGUGUCAAAGUGAUGAGUUUCAGAUUUAAUACACUGUAUUUUUAAAAGGGAAAUGCACUUAAAUAAAACUGUUAUUACAGAAAGCUAAGAUGAAAAAUGCAAGAGUUUUUAAUACGCUGUAAAACCAGUAGAAUAUUUAAUUGAAACUCCACAACCGAAUAAUCAGUGUAAAUAUUUUCUUUAAAAGUUGUAAGUUUUCAUAUCAUGUGUUGUAAAGUUUUCAUAAAUGAGGCUUUAAUGUAAACACUGGUAACAUGAAUUAUUAAUUGCUACAUUGCUUAUUGUGUUUUUAUGCUGUUUUAUACUUUUUUAUGAGUUACGAUAGCAGCAAUUAAGUUGUUUGUAUUUUGCUUAUCUAAAAUAAAUGCUUUUAUCUUGCUAUAGAAUAAACACAU
Molecule: messenger RNA, 2876 nt
Organism: Apaloderma vittatum (bar-tailed trogon)
Lineage: Eukaryota; Metazoa; Chordata; Aves; Trogoniformes; Trogonidae
Gene: TOX3
Product: TOX high mobility group box family member 3
Exons: 7
Coding region: 1-1764 (587 amino acids)
Biological process (GO): regulation of transcription by RNA polymerase II
Cellular component (GO): nucleus
Molecular function (GO): chromatin DNA binding
Source: RefSeq, a predicted model, not a curated record